Pseudoliparis swirei is the source of this 1700-nucleotide messenger RNA. Its product is annotated as N-myc-interactor-like. NCBI's taxonomy places the organism in Eukaryota, Metazoa, Chordata, Actinopteri, Perciformes, Liparidae. The coding region runs from base 205 to 1356 and encodes 383 amino acids. The transcript is spliced from 9 exons. Gene Ontology annotation, cellular component: cytoplasm. The record is from RefSeq and is a predicted model, not a curated record.
UCAAUCUUUACUUUCACUUUUGAUUCAAGACUGCAGCUGCUCGGUGUGUCUUCUCACUUCUCGGCACUUCACGCAAAAUAAAGCAGCAAAGAAGUACAGAACAGCUAGUAGUCGGUUCAGCGUUCACAUUGGCUCAUUUAACUGGCUUUGGUUUGGUCGCAGGAUUCUUUGUUUACCGAGUUUCUCUCUGUAAACCGUCAGAUCAUGGCCGACAUCUGCAGUGACCGCCCGGUUAAUGGCACGGAGGAUGGAGGUCUGGAGGAGGAAGCCAGAGAAUAUGAGGAGGCCAAGAAAGAACUGGAGACAUGGAAGUCUAAAGCAGAGAAAGCCGCUGAUGUGAAAGCCAAGCUGAUCUUGGAAAAACUGGACGAAGAUGAAGCCAAGGCAGAGGCCCAGCAGGAAAUGUUGGCUUGCGUUAAAAAGCAAGAGGAGAGUCAGAAGGAAUUCACUCAAAGCAUGAACACAGUGACGGAUGAACUUCUGCUGCUUGGUGAACGCAGACAAGACUUGCUGAACAAACUGAAGAAAUGUCAAGCAGCGCUAGAGGCCAAGAGGGCCGAGUCCAGAAAACUAACGCAGAAAUUCAAGAUACACGUCCAGAUUCCAGACACAGAGGUGGAGUUUAGGGCUCGUAGUAAAGAGGAGAGUGACGACGACAGUCAGCCAAUCAGAGGAGUGUUCGGCAUCAGCCAGAGACCCACUGUGCUCCUGCAGGAAGGACAGGCACUCAUCACCUUCGAAGAAGAGAAAGUGGCCUCUAAGAUCCUGAUGAUUGCCAAGUGCUCCGUGCCUUGUGAGAACAUCACUUUGGAUGUGAAACCAAAAAGAAUAACCAUGGAUCCUGCUGUUAAGUUUGAGAUCCACCUCGAUGUGUCCAGAAAAGAGCUCAUGGUUUCCAACAUCCCCACCUCCAUGCCAGAAGAGAGAAUGAAGGAGCGCCUGGAGAUGAGUUUCUCCAGGCAGAGCAGAGGAGGAGGAGAGGUGGAUGGUGUGGAGUACGACAGGAACAAUGGGACAGGACAGAUCACCUUUCUCCACCCUGGAGUUGCUGAGAGCCUGGCGCUGAGAGGGAGGUACCUUGUGGAUCUGGAUUCUGAAGUGAACGUGCAGGUUGGACCCAUUUACAAACACCAGCUGUGCAAGUUUCAGACCUUCUGUGGCUCUCCGAAGCGUACCAUCCUCCUGGAGGACAUCAAGGACAUGGGGGAGGAGGAUGACCUGCAGGACCACCUGGAGAUCCACUUCCAGAAGCCCAGUAAUUACGGCGGUGAGAUAGAGAGCAUCCAGUACAAUUCCAGGGGAAAGGCGCUGCAGGCCUUUUUCUCUGAGGACCUGCCUCCCACAGCUGCAAGAUGAGCUGAAGAUUUAGUGAUUUUAUGUGCAAGACACUUAACAAUGUAUGAUUUUCCUGACAUAUAGAGGACUGUCAACAUUGGGCUAAAAUCACACAUACUUCCCUGAGAAAAUUGUGUUUUUAUGUUACACGGUUCUUGAGCAACCUGUUGAUUCUCUUCCCUACAUGAUUAUUAUUAUUAUUUACAAGUACACAAGCUGAAGAUAAAGCAGUGGGCUCAGGGAGAAUUGUUAAUGAUACUUGACUUCCUGUCCUACAGUUUUAGACCAAUACUCAACAUGGUGUACGCCUGUCAAUCUGUCUGUCUCUUCUAUUGCUCAUUAAAAGAUCUGAAUACUCAAUCAAC